Cydia fagiglandana is the source of this 1478-nucleotide messenger RNA. RefSeq lists its product as uncharacterized. Lineage: Eukaryota; Metazoa; Arthropoda; Insecta; Lepidoptera; Tortricidae. The transcript has a single exon. The record is from RefSeq and is a predicted model, not a curated record. The coding region runs from base 225 to 1478 and encodes 417 amino acids.
UCAUACUAGUGUUACCAAAUAUAAGGGAGGAUGAUUUGCCAUUUAUAUUUAAAAUUUUAUGGUCCCACCAUAUCAUACAUGUUCUUGUUACAAUUAAAGAUGUAAAUGAAGAUGCUUCAAUAUACUCAUAUCUUCCCUAUGCAGAAGGUCGAUGCGGCAGAGAUUACAAUUAUAGUAUUAAAAUAGGUCAAUGCCAAGGAGAAGCAGCGAGGGACGCCGUAGAGAUGUUACGCGAAUACGAUAAGCCUAAUUUAGAAAACUGCACAUUUAAUAUUUUGGCUCACCAUUACCCACCUCUGGUAUUUUCUGAUCUAAAGCCAGAAGAUACAUUUGCGGUCGGGAUAGAAAGAUACCUUGUACAACUGCUACUAGAGGCUGAGCACAUGUCCCCAAAUUACACAUUUGUGCCAGAAACUGUUGAGUUCGGUGACAUAACAAAUAAUUAUACCGUUACCGGUAUAAUGAAAAAAUUGCACGAAAACGAAGUCGAUUUGUUGUUUGGAGGAUUCAGCUUGAACAACAAACGAGCGUUGUUAUUCGAUUUUAUAUCUAUUCAUUUAGCAUUCGAAGAUAUUUUCAUACCAGUUACCCCUAACGCAGAAUUGGUGCAAAGAUGGAAGAUAAUUUACAUGAUUUUUGAGUACAGGGUUUGGUUGCUUCUACUAGUUGCAAUUUUUAUUUGCUCAGCUCUGCUUACAAGUAUUGAUAUCUUAUCAAAAUGCGAGAGCAAUAGUUCGUCUAAACUGCUGAAGCUCUUUGGAAACGCAACUCAAAAUGUAGUGUUAAAGCGAAAAGAAAACCUAUCGGAAAAUGUAAUCAUUAUUAAUUGGUUGUGGUUCGUUUUCUUAGUGACCUGUUAUUACAAUACGCAGUUGACAAGUCACUCGACCUUCCGAACAUACGAGCCACAGAUAAACGAAUAUAUGUCUUUGGAAAAUUACAAUUUGACCCCAUGUUUUUCACAUGACAUGAUGGCGUUCAUAAAGAAUUCGGAGCCACCAAUAAUACAUGAACAAUAUCUAGAGAUGGAUAGAUGCAAGACUGCUGAUCUUGCAUUAGAUGAGAUUGUAAAAUCAUCGAGUAAAUAUACAGUUACAAUAUACUAUAAAUAUCUUUGGUGGGCAUCACAACACCCGAAAGAGAAAAGCCGUGUUCAUGUCAUGCAAGAAAACAUGUACAAAACGCAUUAUGCUAUAUUUUUUAAACGUGGAUUUCCUCUUCUCCAGCGGUUUGAGAGGACAAUGUCUCGCAUAGUUGAGUGUGGCUUUGUCCAUGCUAUUAAAGGGCGGUUCCCGAGCGAUGUCAGAUACGCAAGCGACGUCUCCGGCGCGUUUGAAGUGCGCUUUCUAACAUUGUACGAUCUAAUUUUACCUUUCUGUAUUCUGGCAGUUGGACAUCUUGUUGCAUUAGUAGUAUUUAUUGUAGAAUUAUUUCACAAAACGAACAAAAUAUUUAAUGUUGUGAUGUUCCAACAUUGA